This is a messenger RNA of Otolemur garnettii (small-eared galago), 3477 nucleotides long. RefSeq names its product zinc finger protein 84-like. Gene Ontology annotation, biological process: negative regulation of transcription by RNA polymerase II. The coding region runs from base 238 to 3477 and encodes 1079 amino acids. Gene Ontology annotation, molecular function: DNA-binding transcription repressor activity, RNA polymerase II-specific. The transcript has 6 exons. The record is from RefSeq and is a predicted model, not a curated record. Lineage: Eukaryota; Metazoa; Chordata; Mammalia; Primates; Galagidae.
UUCCUGAACUCUUUUAUUAUUACUAAUUGUUUUAAUUGGUUUUUAUAUGUUUUCUAGGUAAGCAGUGAGAACACCUGCAGGGUCCUGGUAUCGUGGAAGAAAAUAUUUCCUAUGAGGGAAGGAAGUAAAGGUAGCAAGAUCAGCACUUUAUCCUUGACCAGAGACCAGCUUUAGAGAACUCAGAAUCAACAGCUGGGCACAUAUUAGAGUUGCUGUCUUAUCUAAGGGCUCCAGAAAAUGUCCAUGUCCCAAGACUCUCUGUCAUUCAAGGAUGUAGCUGUGAGUUUCACCUGGGAGGAGUGGCAGCUGUUGGACCCCUCUCAGAAGAACUUGUACCAAGCUGUGAUGUUGGAAAAUUAUAACAACCUGGUAUCAGUGGGGUAUCAAGUUACCGAAGCAGAUGCAUUCUUUCAGUUAGCGCAAGAAAAACCGUGGAUAAUAGAGGAAGAAAUCCAGAAUGAGAUUCAUCUACAGGAUGCCUGGCAAGUCAAUGAUCGUACUGAAUGGCACCAAGAAAACCAAAGCAGCUUUGAAACAAUGGAGAGUGACCACAGAUAUCAUACAUUUGGGAAAGUACUAUCUUACCUGAGCUCAAACAGGCAUGUCCCUUUAGCCCAAAGACCUCAUACAUUGGACACAGCUGGGAAACAUCAGAAACCUAAUCUAGAGGACAUGACUCAGAACGGAAGUGGUGUAAGAAAUGAAGUUGAGUUUAAUGGAUGUGAUAGACUUUUUCUUUGUACUAACUAUGGGAAAACUCAUACUGGAAAACAAAACAAUGGGGAUAAUGAACAUGUAGAGGUUUUUAGCCAUAAGCUACAGCUCAUGAAACAUUGUAAAUCUGAAACACAAGAGAAACACUCUGACCACAGUGAUUGUGAGAAAGUCUAUUCCUCAAAGUUAGACCUUGAUAAGCAUCAAAGAACACACACAGGAGAGAAAACCUGUGGCUGCAGUUGGUGUCAGAAAGACUUCAGCCAGAUGUCCCAUCUUGUUUUACACCAGAGAAACCAUACAGGAGAGAAACCACACAAGAGCAAGAAGUGUGGUGGAGCUUUUACCAGCAAGUCAGGGCUUAGUCAAAAUCAAAGAACUCACACCAGAGAGAAACCCAAUGAGUACAAUAAGUGUGGGAAAGCUUUUCCCAAUAAUAGACACCAAAAAACUCACACAGAGAAAUGCUUUGAGUGUUCUAUAUGUCAGAAAGGCUUCAGGGAUAAGUCACACCUCACUUUACAUCAAAGAACACAUACAGGAGAGAAACCCUAUAGUUGUGGUGAAUGUCAGAAAAGCUUCACCCAUAUGUCAAAGCUCAUUAUUCAUCAGAAAGCUCACAUGGGAGAGAAACCCUAUGGCUGUGACAAAUGUGGAAAAAUAUUCCCCCUUAAAUUUAGCCUCAUUGACCAUCAAAAAAUUCAUAUUGGAGAAAAAUCUUAUAGAUGUAAUGAGUGUGGGAAGGCAUUCAUCCGACAAUCUUCACUCAGCAGACAUCUGCGAACUCACACAGGAGAGAAAUCUUACAGAUGCAAUGAAUGUGGAAAAAUGUUCUCUUGCAAGAAGAGCCUCAGCGACCACCAACGAACCCAUACAGGUGAGAAACCCUAUGAGUGCAAUCAGUGUCAGAAGGCGUUUACUCAGAAGUCCGGCCUGAUGUAUCAUCAGAGGUGUCACAGUGGAGAGAAACCGUAUGAAUGCAGGGAAUGCCAUAAAGCCUUUAGCCGCAAGUCGUCUCUCCUUACCCAUGAGAGAAUUCACUCAGGAGAGAAACCUUAUGAAUGCAUGGAAUGCCACAAAACCUUCAGCCACAAGUCCUCUCUCCUUACCCAUCAGAGAAUUCACUCAGGAGAGAAACCUUAUGAGUGUACAGAGUGCCACAAAACCUUCAGCAACAAGUCUUAUAUCCUUAUCCAUCAGAGAAUUCACUCAGGAGAGAAACCUUAUGAAUGCAUGGAAUGUCACAAAGCCUUCAGCCGCAAGUCAUAUCUCCUUUUCCAUCAGAGAAUUCACACGGGAGAGAAACCUUAUGAAUGCACAGAAUGCCACAAAGCCUUUAGCCGCAAGUCUUAUCUUCUUAUCCAUCAGAGAAUUCACUCAGGAGAGAAACCAUAUGAGUGCAGGGAAUGCCACAAAGCCUUUAGCCACAAGUCCUCUCUCCUUAUCCAUCAGAGAAUUCACUCAGAAGAGAAACCUUAUGAAUGUGGGGAAUGCCACAAAGCCUUCAGCCACAAGACCUCUCUCCUUAUUCAUCAGAGAAUUCACUCAGAAGAGAAACCUUAUGAAUGGAGAAUUCACUUGGAACAGAAACCUUAUCAAUGUACAGAAUGCCACAAAGUCUUCAGCAGCAAGUUCUAUCUUCUAAUUCAUCACAGAAUUCACUCAGGAGAGAAACCUUAUGAAUGCAGGGAAUGCCACAAAGCCUUUAGCUGCAAGUCCCAACUUCUUACCCAUCAAACAGUUCACUCUGGAGACAAACAUUUUGAAUGCAGGGAAUGCCACAAAACCUUUAGCCGAAAGUCCUAUCUCCUUAUCCAUAAGAGAAUUCAUUCAGAAGAGAAACCUUAUGAAUGCACAGAUUGCCACAAAGCCUUCAGCCACAAGUCCUAUCUCCUCAUGCAUCAGAGGAUUCACUCGGGAGAGAAACCAUAUGAAUGCAGGGAAUGCCACAAAGCCUUUAGCCGCAAGUCCUAUCUCCAUAUCCAUCAGAGAAUUCAUUUGGGAGUGAAACCUUAUGAAUGCAGGGAAUGCCACAAAGCCUUUAGCAGCCAGUCCUAUCUCCUUAUCCAUCAGAGAAUUCACUCAGGAAAAUCUUAUGAAUGCAGGCAGUGCCACAAAGCCUUCAGCAGCCAGUCCUAUCUCCUUAUCCAUCAGAGAAUUCACGUAGAAGAGAAACCAUAUGAAUGCAGGCAAUGCCACAAAGCCUUCAGCAGUAAGUUCUGUCUUCUCAGUCAUCAGAAAAUUCACUCAGGAGAGAAACCUUAUGAAUGCAGGGAAUGCCAUAAAACCUUUACCCGCAAGUGCUAUCUCCUUGUCCAUCAGAGAAUUCACUCAGGAGAGAAACCUUAUGAAUGCACAGAAUGCCAGAAAUCCUUCAGGCACAAGUCUCAACUCCUUGUCCAUAAGAGAAUUCACUCAGGACAGAAACCCUAUGAAUGCAGUGAAUGCCACAAAGCCUUCAGCAGCAAGUUCUAUGUUCUCAUUCAUCAGAGAAUUCAUUCAGGAGAGAAACCAUAUGAAUGCAAGGAAUGCCAUAAAGCCUUUAUUCGCAAGUCCUAUCUCCUUACCCAUCAGAGAAUUCACUCAGGAGAGAAACCUUAUGAAUGCACAGAAUGCCAAAAAGCCUUCAGUGACAAGUCCUAUCUCCUUAUCCAUCAGAGAAUUCACUCAGGAGAAAAACCUUAUGAAUGCAGGGAAUGCCACAAAGCAUUCAGGCAAAAGUCCCAUCUCCUUAUCCAUCAGAGAAUUCACUUGGGAGAGUAA